Tremella mesenterica DSM 1558 is the source of this 372-nucleotide messenger RNA. RefSeq lists its product as uncharacterized. Gene Ontology annotation, cellular component: mitochondrion. Lineage: Eukaryota; Fungi; Basidiomycota; Tremellomycetes; Tremellales; Tremellaceae. The record is from RefSeq and is a predicted model, not a curated record. Gene Ontology annotation, biological process: intracellular iron ion homeostasis; iron incorporation into metallo-sulfur cluster. Bases 1 to 372 code for a protein of 123 amino acids. The transcript is spliced from 2 exons. Gene Ontology annotation, molecular function: iron chaperone activity; ferroxidase activity; ferrous iron binding.
AUGUAUAGGAAAUUGUCUCAAGAUGAAUACGAUCAUAUUGCCGAUGAAGAUUUAGAUACGUUACAUGAAGCUUUGGAACUUUUAUGUGAAGAUUAUGGUCAAGGUGAAUGGGAGGUUGAAUAUAGUGCAGGAGUCAUGACUCUCACUCUACCCCCCGGCACAUGGGUGAUCAACAAACAACCACCCAAUCAACAAAUCUGGAUGUCUUCUCCUAUAUCCGGACCUGCACGCUUCGGUCGAUCGCCUGAUGGUUCUUGGGUACAUUUCCGAACUCCUGGCGUCACAUUAGGCGGUUUAUUAGAAUCAGAAUUAAGACAAAUUUUAGCUGGUGUACCUUCCGCCGACAAAUGGGAGGGGUUAGGUUUGAGAUGA